Messenger RNA from Saccostrea cuccullata (small rock oyster), 1791 nucleotides. RefSeq lists its product as uncharacterized. Bases 16 to 1608 code for a protein of 530 amino acids. The record is from RefSeq and is a predicted model, not a curated record. Gene Ontology annotation, molecular function: protein binding. Lineage: Eukaryota; Metazoa; Mollusca; Bivalvia; Ostreida; Ostreidae. The transcript has 6 exons.
GCACUUCGGUCUGAAAUGGAUGGGCUGCUACGUUAUAUUUCCUCUGUAAUGGACCAAGUGCCAUCAGAAAUGGAAAGCAUAAAGGAGAAACUUCGGGCCGUGUACUCUAAAGUAAAGUUAUUCAAUGAGUGCAUAUCAAACAAAGAGGAAAGAAUCACCAUAGAUAUUGAUUCUAGAGGAACAAUCUUAUCAUCACCGAUCCAAGGGCUGUCUUUGCAAAUGUGGGACAACAAUAGUAGAAAUGAACACAUGCCUAAUCUAGACAGGUCUCUUUUUCAAACCAGUGUCACUGAAGUUUUCAGAUUUACAUUACAAGGGAAGCCUUACACAGUUCAUAGCAAAAAUGAGGAUGUCAUAUUGGUUCGCAUUCAGAUGAUAAACUUAAAGAAGCCAAAUGGUAGACAGUGGCUUUCUAAAGUAUGUCAUAGAGACAUCUGGACCACCAUUGAAACACAGACCAAGGAUGAUUGGAUAUUUUUUGGGAUAGAGGCCUUGGAAUCAUUCUUUAUAAUAGAAUCUGCCGAAGAAAUGCCAAUGACGAUUGACCCUAAAGGAGGAGUGUAUAAGCAUGUUUCAGACCCUAAAGCUCUGAUUGAGAUACCGAAGGGUGCGACAGUUGAACGUCAAAUAGCAAACGUUUCGGUUGUCUUGAUGGAAACACCGUCUUUCUUGGGAUUUACAAUGAUUUCAAAGAUAGUUCGAACCUCUGCACACUUUUUGAAACCAGUUACCGUCCACUUUCCUGAAACAAUUCAGUCCACUGAUAGUAAUUUAGCCUUUUUCCACUUCGACAUUAUCCAUGAGGAGCUGACGAUUGAUUUCACUCACACCAUCAGACAAGAGGGAGGGUGUUUCAUUGCCCCUGUCUCGGAAUUUAGCGAGACUGGCAUCGUUGCUGUUCCUAAAAGCUAUUCCCAGCAAAGUGGAAGUUUUAUCCUUCCAUCUCAUGAAUAUAAGCAGAACAGAAAAAUGGAAUUCAAAUGCAAAGCACUGACAUAUGUUUCCAAAGAAAGAGAAGAUUUUGCCCAAUUAUGGUGUGAAGUUGUUUUAGUGGAUAACAUUGAUAAAAGAAGAACGAUGAUGAAAAUAAAUAAUUCAGAGUUCAAAGAAUUGAAAGAGUCCAAUGACUUAUUUCUGAAAGAGGACGACCGUAUACGUGUAAACGUUACAGGAAAUUUUAACAGUAACAGACAAAAACAAUUUAAUAUCAUUAGAUUCAAUGUUUCAACAGACAAUCAUAUUAUUUUAGCUUUGGAAAAAACAGGCAGGGGAUUAACCUUUUCCGAAAUUUCUUAUGAAAAAUGCAUGGGAAAAGACAAAUACCUGUGGAAGAUGCCCACAGAUAUAGCGUCAAUGAAAAAAACAGGAACGAGAUCUCUUCAAAGACAACAAACAAGGGAAGGUUUUGACCCAGGUGAAUUCAAGAGUUUUCUUCAAGCCUAUGGGCUCGAAAACUUAAUUGAGACGUUUAUAGAAAACAACAUCACCGGCUUGAAAGCAUUUCUAGAUUUGAAUGAAGAAGAUCUUAAAGAGCUAUCUGUAUCUUUGGGACAUCGCAGAUCGUGUUUGGCCGCCAUUAAAGAUUACAAAGAAAGACAUGGCAAAUAAAAAAAAUAAAUAAAGCAAAGGGUUUAAAGCAUUUUGUUGCACAUCAAUAAUAAGGAUCUUUUUUUCUGUAAGACUAAUUUUAAUUGCACUGUAUCAGAAUUUAGACAACUGUAGCUUAGAAGCUGCUUAGUAUUUCGUCUGAUGCUCAAAUACAUUGACUGAUCUUUUGAUGUGCCAUAUUUU